Psilocybe cubensis is the source of this 717-nucleotide messenger RNA. RefSeq lists its product as uncharacterized. Bases 1 to 717 code for a protein of 238 amino acids. Gene Ontology annotation, biological process: L-phenylalanine catabolic process; glutathione metabolic process. Lineage: Eukaryota; Fungi; Basidiomycota; Agaricomycetes; Agaricales; Agrocybaceae. The transcript has 2 exons. Gene Ontology annotation, molecular function: glutathione transferase activity; maleylacetoacetate isomerase activity. The record is from RefSeq and is a predicted model, not a curated record.
AUGACGAUUGUUCUAUACGACGUACCGUCUUCUUUGCCAGGUAAAAUAUGGAACCCGAAUGUUUGCAAAGCAAGGUUCUCUCUCAACGUUAAAGGCAUACCAUUUACAACGCACUGGGUUGAAUAUCCCGAAAUAGAGCCACAAAGCAAGAAACUAGGCGCGCUUCCAACCAGGAAGAAGGCAGACGGCAGUCCGAUGUACACAGUGCCCUUCAUACACGACCUUUCCACAGGCGCCGUCAUCGCCGACUCCAUACUCAUUGCCGAGUACCUCGAGAAAACAUACCCAGCUACCCCCAAACUGUUCCCAAACGGCACCCGCGCUCUGCAGGCCGCUAUGGGCGACAGUAUUUUCCCAACAUUAGAGGUCAUCCUUUGCGUCACAUAUCCGGAGAUGAUGCCUCGCUUCACGCCUGCCACGAUGGACCAUGCGACGCCUAUACUGGAGCGGGUACGGACUAAAAACCGUGCGGAAGACUGGAAGAAACUGAAAGAGUGUAUGGAUAAGAUCAAUGGGUGGUAUGCCCGCAACGACGAGAGUGGGACGUAUAUUUUUGGCGAAACUCCAACGUGGGCGGAUAUUGUCUUGGCUGCAUGGUUGUUUUAUGCUAGGCGCGCGUUGGAUGAGGAUAGUGAGAACUGGAAAGAUAUUUGCUCCUGGAACGAUGGCCGGUGGAAAAGAUUCACAGACGCAUUCCGGAGAUACGAGGGGUUGUAG